Messenger RNA from Dromaius novaehollandiae (emu), 3134 nucleotides. RefSeq names its product taste 1 receptor member 1 (gene TAS1R1). Gene Ontology annotation, cellular component: plasma membrane. Gene Ontology annotation, biological process: sensory perception of umami taste; G protein-coupled receptor signaling pathway. Gene Ontology annotation, molecular function: G protein-coupled receptor activity. Bases 537 to 3134 code for a protein of 865 amino acids. The transcript is spliced from 5 exons. The record is from RefSeq and is a predicted model, not a curated record. Lineage: Eukaryota; Metazoa; Chordata; Aves; Casuariiformes; Dromaiidae.
CGAUAGGGCCCUGACAGGGUCCCCGGCGCCGUGAUGGGGCCAUUACAGGACCGCCCGGGGCCGUGACAGGGUCCCUAGGGCCACGAUAGCACAACAGGGCCCUGACAGGACCCCCCAAGGCCAUGACAGGGUCCCCAGGGCCAUGAUGGGGCCGUGACAGAGUCCUCAGGGCUGUGACAGGAUGGUGACAGGGUCCCCAGGGCUGUGACAGGGCCCCCAGGGCCAUGAUAGGGCUGUGACAGAGUCCCCGGGGCUGUGAUGGGGCCCUGACAGGGUCCCCGGGGCCGUGGCAGGACCCCCGUGCGAGCACGGGUCCCCCCUGCAGCGCAGCCCAGCACCACCCCAGCUCCCAAAUCUGCCCCGGGAGCUCCCGGUGACGGAGGCACAGCCGGUUUCUUUGCCCUCCAAGCUGCGCGGGCCGGGUGGGCAGAGGGGGAAAGCUGGCAUGUCACCCCCGGAUAGCGCAGGGGAAUGAGGGCAACCAGGAAUUUCAACUAAGUAGGAGAGCUGGGUCCUACAGCUGAAGCAGCAGCGGCAUGUCGCUUUGUACCAUGCAGUCACGUUCCCCGAUUCACCCUUCCAAGCACUUCAAGCCACUGCACGUGCGGGCAGAGCAAGGCGCAGCAAAGCGAGCGGAACAAUUGGCUGAAAACAUGCAGUGCGUCCAUUUGCUCCCCGAUUCCGGGCCCGGGGGAGUCUAUCAGCAGCGCUCCGGCAGCUGUUUCCGACACCUUGCAAAGCCCCCGCGCAUCUUUCCGUUUACCCCGGCAAUACGUCUGUGUUUGUGCAGCGCCAGCACCUUCCGGAGCCACGGCUACUACCUGUUCCAGGCCAUGAGGUUCACCGUGGAGGAGAUAAACAACUCCAGCACCCUCCUCCCCAAUGUCACCUUGGGCUAUGAGAUUUACGACACGUGUUCGGAGUCUGCCAACACGUACGCGACGCUGCGUGCCCUCGCCCAGAAAGGGCAGCACAGCAUUGAGAUGCUCCGUGCCUUCCAGCGUUACGAGUCCAGGGCUGUGGCCGUCAUCGGGCCCGACAGCACUAAGCUGGCCCUCACCACGGCAGCUAUCCUGAGCCUCUUCCUUGUACCAGAGAUUAGUUACGAAGCCUCCUUGGAAACACUGAGCCUGAAGCAGCUGUACCCCUCGUUCCUGCGCACUAUUCCCAGCGACAGGCAGCAGGUGAAGGCCAUUAUGCUGCUGCUGCAAAGGUUCGGGUGGACUUGGGUUGCUCUGCUGGGCAGUGACAACGCCUACGGCAGGAGCGGGAUGGAGGCCCUCCACGAGCUGCUGAGCGCGGGUGACAUCUGCGUUGCCUACCAAGGCAUCAUCCCCGCAGACAAGGAUGCCAGCAGCCCGGAGCUCCGCCACAUGGUCAGGAUCCUCACAGACAGCAGGGUCAACGUCACCAUCGUCUUCUCCAGCAAACAGAUUGCCCACCCCUUCUUUGAAGUGGUGGUCCAGGAGAACAUCACGGGCAUGGUGUGGGUGGGCACUGAAGACUGGUCUUUAGCCCAAACAAUCUGGCACAUGCCUGGCAUCCAGAGUAUCGGCACUGUGAUUGGGAUGUCGAUCAAGCAGACGGAGUCUGUGCUACUGAAACAUUUUGAAUCUUGGAAAAAUGCAGAGGAAAGUGCCAGCGGCGCAGGGGCAGGCAGGGGAAGUGGCGGGAGCAGCAGGGAGUGCGCCGAGCUGAACUGCACCCAGGGCUGUACGGGAUGCUCCUUGCUCACCACCACCCCUGACGAGUACGACACCAAAGCCUCCUACAGCGUGUACACAGCUGUGUACGCUGUGGCCCAUGGUCUCCACAGCCUGCUGGGCUGUGCAUCAGGAGCGUGCAGCAAAGGCAGGGUCUAUCCCUGGCAGCUCCUAGAAAAAAUCAAGCAAGUAAACUUCAGCCUGCACGAGAACCAGAUCUCUUUUGAUGCCAAUGGGGACAUUCUCAAAGGCUACGACAUCAUGAUGUGGAACUGGAGAGGCCCAAGCUGGUCUUCUGAGGUGGUGGGAUCUUUUAGUGUAAGCCCUGACAGACUGAGUAUUGACCAGGACAAAAUCCUGUGGCACACAGAGGAUAACCAGGUUCCUGUCUCCGUGUGCUCCGAGCCCUGUCAAGCGGGGGAGAAGAGGCUGCAGCAAGGCCGCCACAGGUGCUGCUUCAGCUGCGUGGCCUGUCCAGCGGGAACCUUCCUGAACAGAACGGACCUCUACGCGUGCCAGGCCUGCGGGAGAGAUGAGUGGGCCCCAGCGAGCAGCGAAGCUUGCUUCAACCGGACCACUGACUUCCUGUCCUGGGCCGACCCCCUCUCCUGGGCCCUGCUGACCCUCAUCGCCCUCCUCAUGCUGCUCAUGGCAGGGCUGGCCGUUGUCUUUGCCCUGAACAUCUCCACGCCGGUGGUCAAGUCAGCGGGCGGGAAGAUGUGCUUCAUCAUGCUGGGCGCUCUGGCCUGCGCCUGCAGCAGCCUCUUCUGCUACUUCGGCGAGCCCACCUGGCUCACGUGCCUGCUGAGGCUGCCGCUCUUCUCCAUCAGUUUCACCGUCGUGCUCUCGUGCAUCACGACUCGCUCCUUCCAGGUCGUCUGCAUCUUCAAGCUCAACAGGAAGUGGCCCGCGCUCUACGAGGCCUGGAUGAGGCACCGGGGGCCCGCGCUGUUCAUCGGCGGCAGCACGGCGGCGCAGGCGGCGCUGUGCCUGCUCUGGGUGAGCGCCAGGCCCCCGGUCCCCAGCAGGAACUACGGCGUGUCCGCGGAGCAGGUCGUGCUGGAGUGCUCGCAGGACGGCUCGCAGGGCGCCACCGCCGUGGUCGCCUACAACGUGCUGCUCAGCGCCUGCUGCUUCGCCCUCAGCUACCUGGGCCGAGGCCUGCCCGAGAACUACAACGAGGCCAAGAGCGUCACGCUCUGCCUGCUGCUGCACUUCGCCUGCUCCGCCUGCGUGCUCGCGGCCCGCCGCACGCACCAGGGCCGCUCGCAGCUGGCCGCCACCCUGCUCAACAUGCUCUGCACCGUCGCCGCCCUCCUCGGCGGCUACUUCCUGCCCAAGGCCUACGUCGUCCUCCUCCGCCCCGAGCUCAACACGGCCGCGCACUUCCAGAUGUCCAUCCAGCGCUACACGCUCCGCCCGCCGCCGUGA